Triticum aestivum (bread wheat) is the source of this 1391-nucleotide messenger RNA. RefSeq lists its product as uncharacterized. The coding region runs from base 16 to 1113 and encodes 365 amino acids. The record is from RefSeq and is a predicted model, not a curated record. Lineage: Eukaryota; Viridiplantae; Streptophyta; Magnoliopsida; Poales; Poaceae. The transcript has 7 exons. Gene Ontology annotation, cellular component: chloroplast. Gene Ontology annotation, molecular function: hydrolase activity, acting on ester bonds.
UCACGGCCCAACAUAAUGGGCUGCCGUCUGAACUGGCCUGGGCUUAUGCUCUGCUCAGUGAAGUCGCUAGUGUACACGUACGCACGCGCGCGCGCACACACACCGCCGCGGCGGAUAGAGUUUUCCUUCCAGAGGCGCACGCCGCGCCACGGCGAGGCACCCACCACCCACCACCGUCCACCGCAGCGCGCCAUGCUCUCCCUCCUCCCGCCAGCGCGGCUCCGCGCCGCGCCCUCCGACGCCCCCGUCGCCUCGCCGCGCCGCCCGGCCGUCAUCCUCCCAGGGCUCGGGAACAACACGGGCGACUACGAGCGGCUGGCCGCGGCGCUGCGGGACGGCCACGGCGUGCCGUCCGUCGUCGCGCGGGUGUCGCGCCCCGACUGGCUCCGCAACGCCGCCGGGCUCGCCGACCCCAGCUACUGGCGGGGCACCCUCCGCCCGCGCCCCGUCCUCGACUGGUACCUGAAACGAGUGGAGGAAGCGGUGUCCGAGGCCAGGGAGCUGUGCUCUCCAGAUGGGAAGCUAUCAUUGAUAGGGCAUUCAGCUGGAGGCUGGCUUGCACGCGUGUACAUGGAGGAAUUCGGGACUUCUGACAUAAGUUUGCUGCUCACGCUUGGCACUCCCCACCUGCCUCCUCCCAAAGGUGUUUCUGGCGUAAUUGACCAAACUAGAGGACUACUGAACUACGUCGAGAAGAAUUGUGCUCCUGCAGUUUACACACCAGAACUACGAUAUGUGUGCAUUGCUGGAAGGUACAUUCAGGGUGCUCCUUUAACUAGAAACUCCCUGGCUACUACCACAGAUGAGCUUGUCGCCGUGGACGCCCCAUCAGAAGUAGCUGAAGCAGUCAUGGCCAGUGCCGACAACAAAACCGCUCCGACAGGCCCCACCUUUCGGGCCCGUUUCGUGGGACAAGGCUACAAACAGGUUUGCGGCCGCGCUGACGUCUGGGGAGAUGGGGUCGUCCCCGAAGUGUCAGCGCACCUGGAGGGCGCACUGAAUAUAAGCUUCGACGGCAUUUACCAUUCUCCUGUAGGUUCUGAUGAUGAAGAGAGGCCCUGGUACGGCUCACCAGCAAUCCUAGAGCAAUGGGUGCACCAUCUCCUCAGCUAAUGCUACAGAAGCUUUACCAAUUCCAGAAGUUUGUCAUGCCCCUUUUCACUAGUAUAAAUAGCACGGCAUAGCAACAUAUACAGUAAAUCAUGUACAGAAGAUGCAGCUGUACUCUGUUCUCAUACCUUUCCAGAGUGCGUCUAGAUGUCUCAGGCGCCGGCGUUCCUUGUACCAUGUACUCAGCAAGAGUGUAACCUUGCUAAUCUAUCUAUAUGAAUUCCCAAUUCUCAAAAAAAGAAAAAGAAAAAAAGAUGCAGCCUGUGUCUGCACAAAGUUUA